This is a messenger RNA of Aspergillus chevalieri, 708 nucleotides long. RefSeq names its product PEX11 family protein (gene PEX11). Gene Ontology annotation, biological process: peroxisome fission; regulation of peroxisome size. NCBI's taxonomy places the organism in Eukaryota, Fungi, Ascomycota, Eurotiomycetes, Eurotiales, Aspergillaceae. Gene Ontology annotation, cellular component: peroxisomal membrane. The record is from RefSeq and is a predicted model, not a curated record. The coding region runs from base 1 to 708 and encodes 235 amino acids. The transcript is spliced from 3 exons.
AUGGUCGCAGACGCUGUUGUCUACCACCCUGCGCUGGCGCAUUACUUGCGCUUUGUCGCGACCACCGUCGGUCGUGACAAGAUUAUGCGGACCCUGCAAUAUUUCUCGCGCUUCUACGCCUGGUACCUCCUGCGCACGAACCGCCCGCAAUCCGCCAUCGAGCCCUUCAACGCCAUCAAGAAGCAAUUCGGCACCACCCGCAAGAUCAUCCGCAUCGGCAAGUUUCUCGAGCAUCUGAAAGCCGCCGCCAUCGCAGCUGAUAACAAGGCCCCCAUCGACCCGGUGCUGCGCUACCUGGCCAUCGGUCGCCAGCUGGGCUAUGCAGGAUACCUGACGCUGGACACGAUUGGGGUCGUGGACACGAUGGGGAUCAAGAAGUUGAGCUAUGCGAAGAAUUUGCAGGAGAAUGCGUACCGGUGCUGGAUGGUGGGGUUGAUUUUCAGUGCUGUGUCGAGUGUGUACUCGUUGUGGAGGUUGCAAGAGAAGGAGAAGACGGUUGAUCGGAAGGAGGGUGAGGGUGUUGUUGAGGCGAAGAAGAUUGAGAAGGAGCGCUCGACCGCUCGCACUCAGCUCGUUUCGGACGUUUGCGAUUUGGCCGCGCCCGUCUCCGCCCUCAAGUACAUGGAUCUAGACGACGGUAUCGUUGGUAUUGGUGGUACCAUCUCCAGUUUGAUUGGUUUGCAGUCCCAGUGGCGCAAGACUGCAUGA